AUUCCUUUAAAUCUAUAAAGUUUAUUAAUAUAUAUAAAUAGUUUAUUGUAAUUAAGAUAUACAAACAACAUUAUAUAUAAAUUGUAAUAUAUUCUUUUUUUUAUUUAUUUAUAUAUAUAUAUAUAUAAUAUUAUUUUAAAAACCAAAUCUAAAAUAUUUAAAAGAUUUUAUUUAUUUUCUUUUUUCUAUUUUAUUUCAUUUUUAUUUUAUUUUUGGAUUUAUAAAAAAUAUUUAUACUAUCAGAAAUAAUUUUCAUCUUUAAUAAAUAAAAUAGUCAAUUUAUAUACAUGCACUUUUUAUAAAAUACAAUAUAUUAAUUAAAGUUUUUUUUUUUAUUUUUUAUUUAUUUAAAUAAUAAUAAACAAUAAUAAUAGAUAUAAAUAAACCAUAAAAUAAUUUUAUAUUUUUUUUCAAAACUUUUUUUUUUAUCGUUUUUUUAUAAUAAUCUUAUUUAAUAUCACAAUAAUUUUAUAAAAAUAAAAAAUAACUUUUAAAAAAAACUUAAAAAAAUUAGGAAAAUAGAAAAUAUCAAGUAAAAAUUUUUAUCAAAGAAUUUUUCUCGCAUAAAAAAAAAAAAUUAACAUCAAAUAUAUAAUCUUAAAUAAAAGUACAAUAAAUAAUAAAUAAUAUAAUGACAAAUUUUUCGAAAUCAAUUUUAGAUAAUGAAAUUGAUAAUGAAAAUUUAAUCAAUGAUAAUCAUUUAUCAAACCCAAUUGAUAUAACCACCAAUAAUAAAGAAAAACCCAAUGUAGAUAAUAUAAAUAAUAAUAAUAAUAAUGAUUUUAAACUUUAUAGCACAAGCAACAAUAACUUAUCACCACCAACAAUAACACCAUUUAACAGUAAAUUUUUUAAAGAUAUUGAUCAAACAAGUAAAGAUAAUGAAAGUAACAGUAUAAUAGAUAAUAUAAAAAAAUCUUUCACACGUUUACAUGAUAACAACACCGAUAAUAAUAUAAAUAUAAAUGAAGAAGACGAAUUUGGAAACUUUAAUGGUGCAAACGGAAGUAAUCAUCAAAGCAAUAUUAAACUACAAGAAAUUAGAUCCAGCUCACCAACUAAAAUAAAUAUAAAUAAUAAAUCAGUCGAACCACACGAUGCAUUCUUUUCAGAGAUAAAUGAUCACCACUAUAACGAUAAGGGCUCAUUAUUGGCAAACUCAUCAUCCUCAUUUGUUGAAAAGGUCACCUUAAAAGAAAGAAUACGAUACUUUUUUAUUUUUUUAAUUCACAACAUUAAAACCAGUACCCCAUUAACUUGGUUAAAACUAUUUUUCGUAGCUUGUAUUAUAACUGGUGUAUUUUUAGCAAUUUUCAAAUUUAAAGUUCAAAAUCAUCUCGACGUUUUACAAAAAUUUGUUCAGAAAUUUGGUGUACCUUUGGGUGGUUUAGUUUAUGUUGGUGCCUUUAUGUUAUUAAUUGUAUUUUUAGUACCAGUAACAAUUCCAACAAUCGUUGGUGGUAUGAUUUUUAAAUUAUGGUUUGGUAUUUUAUUUGUCUGGGUAGCAUCUAUGCUUGGUGGUAUUUUAGCAUUUUCCUUGGUAGAUAU
This is a messenger RNA of Dictyostelium purpureum, 1548 nucleotides long. RefSeq lists its product as uncharacterized. NCBI's taxonomy places the organism in Eukaryota, Evosea, Eumycetozoa, Dictyosteliales, Dictyosteliaceae. The transcript is spliced from 2 exons. Gene Ontology annotation, cellular component: membrane. The record is from RefSeq and is a predicted model, not a curated record. The annotation marks the transcript as partial.